This is a messenger RNA of Bufo bufo (common toad), 2463 nucleotides long. RefSeq names its product DC-STAMP domain containing 2 (gene DCST2). The transcript is spliced from 15 exons. Lineage: Eukaryota; Metazoa; Chordata; Amphibia; Anura; Bufonidae. Gene Ontology annotation, cellular component: membrane. The record is from RefSeq and is a predicted model, not a curated record. The coding region runs from base 1 to 2463 and encodes 820 amino acids.
AUGUUGACAUUGGUGGAGCCCAUCGGAGCAUCACAGGCCUGGAGGAGAAGAAGCGGGGAACAAGUACAGGGAAGCAGCUGCAAAUGCACCUGCGUGCCCCUCCUGUGCCCGACGGACGAGGACCGCUUAAAGGUGGAAGAGGUCAGUGGUGCCGACUACAUCCAUGAGAAGAGGGUGGUCAAGGCCAGAAUCAGGAAGGACACGAGAACUAAAGCCGCGCUGAGAAGAUUAGGCGGAUUCAUUGUCGGCAUUUUCCUUACCACCGUCUAUGCGCUGAUUGUCCUCUUUAUUAAAAAUUACAACCUAUGGUUUUGCCUGACGACUACCGUCACCUUGGGAUUGUUCCUGAGCCUCGGCAUGGCCUUUUCCCUAAGAGUCCGAAUCACCGUGCUUCUUAUGCUGCCACAGAUAUUCUCAGGGCAAGCAAAGACCAUGUUCCUCCUGAUAGCAUUCACCUUGGUCGUGCAAGGGCCGACUGCAAACAUAAUGGAGAACAUCCAACGCUCGUCUAAGUCCAUGGCGUGUGGCGCCCAGCUGGCUCUAAACAAGACCAAGGAGCUGACAUCGAAGAUCACAAAGCCACUGAUGGCCGCUGUGGACGCUUUACAGAAGAUUGGAAAGAAGCUGCGCCCAGCCUCGAAUCGCAGCAACAAAUUCUUCCACAAUCUUUAUGACAACAUUAAACAUGCCGAGAAGGUCCUCCGUAACAUGUGGGCGUUCAUCACUAACAUUGGAGAUACCUGUAACGAGGAGCUGGAGCAACCAUAUAUAAAGUGCAACAAGCUCUUCGAUGAAGCCAAGAACAGCUGCUUCAAAGUCAUGUCCUUCAUGGGAUUCCUGUGUUUCAUCCUGGAUGUUUUCCGGCCUCUGUGCGGUCUGGCAAGAACUCUCCUGUCUGUUGUGAGGAACUUGAAGGACCAGUUUGACUUCAACAUAUCUGUGGUCCAUGAUUUUAACAUGCAGAUGAACGCCAGCCGCAAUUACUAUCAGGUGGCCUCUGCCAUCAUGAAGGAAGUGAAAGAAAACAUGGAAACUUAUAUGGAGAUGCUGAGCAUGUUCAGCUAUUCUAUGGUCAUCGUCUGCGUCCUCACCUACAUCCAGGCUCUUCGCUAUCGCAGGCGAUACCUGACUGACCUUAACCACGACAACAUCUACAUCAGUCGUGAAUUCAUUGAGUUAGAUGUGAUGAGAGUCAAACAAAAUCGCAAUGCUCUCCUCCCGCUGUCCUCAAGUGAAGGUUACGAAUUCAUCCGACCUGGCUCGUUAACGCUGACGAAACGCGAGAAGAAAGGAUACGUCUUCGAGAUCAUCAAUGUCUUCCGGAGCCUCCUUGUUGCAAUGCUCAUGGUGGUCUUGGAUUAUGUCUUUUACUGGGUACUGGAUCUUGUGUCCCAUCUGAUGAGAGGAGAAGUAGUGGCUCGUUCUCCUCUGGUAUUCUCCAUCCUUGUGAACGGGACAGGAGAGAUUAAUGAGAUCUACAAGACCAUAGUCUCUGCAUUUGAUGUAAUCCAGAAUUCGAACAUCACCAUCCAGACCACAAAAUGCCAAGUCCAGCCUUCAGAACCAGACUACCUAGUAUAUCUUCUAAUCGGGUUCCUGCACGGACUUACAUUUUUUAUCGCCAUCUUUGGGAUUUAUAUGCAGAGGCUGAAACGUUACAUAUGUGCCUAUUAUUAUCCAACCCGUGAGCAGAUGAGGAUCUGUUUCCUCUACAAUAAGUUGCUGACCAAGCGCAUGUAUGUGGAGAAGUCCCUGCUCCAGAGCUUAAGGACGAACGAAGCGGACAAGGGCCACACCAACAUCCUCCUUAUACUCGCUGCAAAGUGCCCUUGUUUAUUUGGCUGGUUAGCGAACUUUCUGGGAGCCUAUGAACAAUACUGCAUAGCAUGUGCCCAGAUCUGUGCCGGGAAAGACAGUGAGGAGUACAGCUCCUGCAGCACUUUUGGUUGCAGAGCCAUUUACUGCCGAGAUUGCUCCAGGAUACUGAAUAAUGUCUGCAUCCUCUGCAUGGCACCUCUAGUGUGCGUUGAAGCCGAAGACGAGGAAGUAGAUUCCAGUGACGAUGAGAAAGUCACUUUAAUGAUGGAAGCAAUGAAAUCCAUGAAAAAAGAGGAGAAAACCAAAAGAAAAAAACUGAAGAAAGCUGUUAAACAUCGAUUAAAAGAAGCCAUCAAGAGGCGUCAGAGCGACCGACUCGUCAAGAAGUAUAAGGAGUCGAUGGCGUCCAGUGACUCUGGAGAGAGCGAUGUGGACGCCGGAGACGACUCUGGGGAAAGUGACUUUGAAUAUCAAAAGUCAAAGGCUGAUGAUUCUUUCGACACCACCGACUGGGGAUCACCAUCUAAGACCAGUCUACUGGACGCUCAGCCGAUUCCUCUAACCAACAUCCAAAAGAAGACGACCAGAGAGGACAAAAGGAGCAGGAAGGAGCGAGAUAUGGAGAAGAGUCCUGAUUGUGAUUAA